AAUAUUGUGAAGGAAAAAAAAAGUUCCCUUUAUACCAAGAACUUUGUAUACGAUAAUUUGAGGAAGGUGGAGAUAGGCUUUCUCUGAACCACACACGAGUAAGUUUUGAUAUGUCAUUUUACAAUCCCGCCUACUUUUGAUUUCAACGCUAAUGAUGAUUUCAAAACCAUAAUUCAAUAAUAAUAUUUAGAAAAAUUACGCCAUUCGAACCCAUUGUCCCUAGACUAGACGACUAGACCAGUAUCCAGUAAGUUAGAAAAACAAAGUAGAGGAGUCAAAUUAUAGCCUUCAGUUAAAUUCAGGGACCUAUUGGUAACUUCGGCUUGGAAUUUAGCAAAAGUAAUUUUGAAACCCUAAAUUACCCUCCCCGCCGUCGCUUCCCAAGUCUAUCGUGUCGCGAGGCGGUCAAUUGCAAUCCAAAGACUUCUUUUUUUCUUUCGUUGAAUUAAUCCAAAGACUUUCUUUGUACACUUCUUUUUAGUUUUUUUCCCCAGUUUAUUUAUUUAUUUAUAAAAUAGACUGCAAUUGAAAUUAAGAUGGGAUUGCCGCUACUGCUCUCCUCAUCUUCUCUUCCAGCUCCUUCUCCUGCUCUCGAGGGUUCUAGGGUUUUGGCUUUCGCCGGAUCUUAAUCUGCUCGAGUGUUUCGCCUACUUUGAAGAAGGAGAUAGUUUUGCUUGCUCGCUCGCUCGCUAGUUCCAGCAAUGAAGAAAAAGCUCGACACUCGCUUCCCCGCUGCUCGCAUCAAGAAGAUUAUGCAAACUGAUGAAGACAUAGGGAAGAUAGCGAUGGCUGUGCCUCUUCUAGUUUCAAAAGCUUUGGAGCUGUUCCUGCAAGAUCUGUGUGAUCGAACCUACGAUGUAACUCUGCGGAGAGGAGCCAAAACCUUGAAUUCAUCGCAUCUGAAACAAUGUGUCCAGAACUUUAACGUCUUUGACUUCCUAAGAGAAAUCGUCAGCAAGGUUCCUGAUAUGGGUGGUCCUGAAGCUGCCAGUGAUGAUAACCAUUGCGUCAAAAGAAGGAAAGUUGCUGAUGUUGAAGGCAAUGGGAACGAUGAAGAGUUCCAUAGGGGUGUCAAAGCUCAUGAUAUUGUCAGCCACACAACAAGCAAUGGCAGAGGGCGCGGUCGCGGAAGAGGUAGACCUCGUGGGAGUGGUAGGACUACUGUUGAGAGGCAGCAUCCUACAGCCCACUACGACAAGUACGAAGACGACCCUGAUUUGGGGCAUGGUGAUGAUGACGAAGACGAUGAAGGGAAAUAUAGUCCUGGUGUCGUGGAAAGAUUGAACAACAAUUGUGGGACACCUGUUCAUGAUUUCGACCUGAAUGCCGACUUGGAUGAGAACGGAGAAUCGAAGCCAGUUUCACCUCCUCCUCCUCCUGCUGCUGCUGCUGCACCACCGCUUGUUCUGUUCCCUGCAUCUGCUGCUGCUGGUCAACAACCGAGCCUCUCGCCCAAGUCACCUCUUCUGAAGAAACACAUGGAAUUCCUUGGCUGGUCGUUUGAUGAUGUCGAGAAGAUGGAUAUUGACCCCAGUCAGCUAGCGAAUUUGAACAGGAUGGAUGAGGAUGAUGAGGAGGAUUAUGAUGAAGAAGAUUGAAGCUCUAGCUUGACUGAUUGUAUAUUCUAGUAGUCUAGAAGUAGCCAAGUAGAAUGCCUAGUCGGUAGAAUAGAACCACAGUUGGGAUGUUGGAAACCUGAAGGGAUGGAUGAUUGUUGUAGGGCUAGGUCGGAAUGGGCUCGUCUUAUUUUCAUCUAUGCAGAGAGCCAUUGUAACAUAGAUAGCUUCAUGUAACCGGGGUUUGGUAGUGUUUUUUUGGAUGCUUUGGCCCGGUUGGUUCAUUGGACCGUUUUGGAAUGGUAAACAGCAAAGUUACUGGAAAUUUUUGGGGCAGUAAUUUGGAACCUACGGUAUUCAUCAUAUUGGGUUUCAUGGAGAAACCACGAAAUUUUACGUUGAAACUUCAUACUCAAUGUCCUGUGCGAAAUAUGAUCUUCAACUCUCAAUAAAACUGAAAUUUGGAU
This is a messenger RNA of Linum trigynum, 2023 nucleotides long. The record is from the annotation of a GenBank genome assembly. NCBI's taxonomy places the organism in Eukaryota, Viridiplantae, Streptophyta, Magnoliopsida, Malpighiales, Linaceae.